CCAGCCGCCGUGUGCCAAGCCCGCGCCCCAUGGCUUUUUUCUUCUCCUCCGCUUUGUCCAUCUUCUUUUUCUUCUUCACAUUCAACGCAAGGAAACCUCUCAGCCCUCCGCGACUUGUCUCCGGAUAGGUCCAUGGAGGCUCUGGCUGUUCUGCCGAUACUCUCGGCCGCUUGCCAGACUGAUUCUGCACACGUUUGAGCCUCUACACGAUUUACACAUGGGGUGCUGAGGUAUAGGGUUGCUGCUACAUUCAUCCGUCUUGUACACACAUCUGCAUGGGCAGGUCUGUUAUUCUCUUAUAUAAUGCUGCCCUGCAUCACGAGCGGUACCGUCAACUAUGCACUGUUCAUCAUGUACGAAUCAUGACUUGUUAUGUGACCUGUGGCGGGGGAAACCGUAGCCAGAUCGAACAUUCGAGUUUGUAUGCUGUCACACUAAUAUGAUACAUCAUGAGCUAUGGCAAGUCUCGAAAAAUCAGGUGCUCGUGUGCUUGGCUAUGUACCAUGUCGUGUGUAUAAUGUAGGUUGCUUAUACUAUUCUUCAAAUCCAUGCAGUAGAGUGAGAUUCAGAUGUUCUUACGUGUUACACAUGUAGUUAGCUCAGCCUUGCGGCUCCAAAUCCAAACUAGGUGUCCUCAAGCUGUCCUAACAACCACACCAACACCUCAACCCUCAUCUGCCCGAACAAUGAUUCAGGGCAUCCUCCAGCGUCUGGCCCGGUGGCUCGACCGCCCGCUGUUCCCGUGGAAGAAGCUCGUCUUCGGCUUCAGUCUUGCUGAAUUCGCGCUCGAGAACUGGCUCCUGUUCCGCCAAUACCGCGUCCUGAACAAGACAGCCGUACCAAAGGCCUUGGAAAAGGAAAUUGAUCAAUCUACAUUCGACAAAUCUCAGGCAUACGGUCGCGCAAAAGCAAAGUUCGGUUUCGUCUCUGGCCUUUUCAACCAACUCAAAUCUCUCGCCGUUCUCUACUUCAACGUCUAUCCCAUUGUGUGGGGCGUCGCUGGCACCAUCCUCGCUCGUUAUGGCCCGGCUCGCUUCUCCGGCGAAAUCGUGCAGUCUUUGCUGUUCGUUUACCUUUUCGGUCUAAUCGAUACCGUACUCGGCCUGCCGUUUGCAUACUACCAUAGCUUUGUCUUGGAAGAAAAGUUCGGCUUCAACAAGAUGACUGUCAAACUUUGGGUUACGGAUAUGAUCAAGGGACAAGCUCUUGCGAUUGCCUUCGGUCUCCCCAUCGGUAGCGCGUUCCUGGCCAUCAUCAAGAAGACGGGACAGAGCUUCUUCUAUUACCUCUGGGUCUUUAUGCUUGUUGUCCAGAUCUCGGCCAUGACCAUCUAUCCCAUCCUCAUUGUUCCUUUGUUCAACAAACUUGAACCCCUUAAGCCCGGAAAGCUUAAGGAUUCGGUUGAGGCUCUUGCAUCGAAGCUUCAAUUUCCCCUCAGCGAACUUCAAGUCAUUGACGGAAGCAAGCGCAGUGCUCACAGCAAUGCCUACUUCACUGGUCUGCCCUGGAUCGGAAAGAAGAAGAUUGUCAUUUACGACACGCUCCUCGAAAAGAGCACGGAAAAGGAGGUCGAGGCUGUUCUUGCCCAUGAACUUGGGCAUUGGCAGAUGAACCAUACCUCUAGGCUUCUGUUCAUCAGCCAAGCGCACAUGUUCUACAUCUUCGCCCUCUUCUCAGUCUUUAUCAACAACAAAUCCCUGUAUGCCGACUUCGGUUUCAUCAAAGAGAGGCCCGUCAUGAUUGGCUUCCUUCUGUUCAACGAGAUCUUGUCACCAACGGAUUCCAUCAUCAAGCUUCUACUUAAUAUCUGGACGCGCAGCAUGGAAUACGAAGCCGAUGCUUUCGCUGUGAAGCUCGGUUAUGCCACUGAGUUGGGUGCCUCGUUGAUCAAGCUCCAGAUUCAAAACCUUUCCAGCAUGGAUGCAGACUGGUUCUACUCGAGUUUCCACCACUCUCACCCCAUUUUGACGGAGCGUUUAAAGGCCAUGGGAUGGGUAGGCGACAAGAAGAUCACCUCUGAGAAAGCAAAGGACGAAGAGAAGCCUGUGAAGGCUGGUGACAGGGAGCUCUGA
Messenger RNA from Periconia digitata, 2072 nucleotides. The record is from the annotation of a GenBank genome assembly. NCBI's taxonomy places the organism in Eukaryota, Fungi, Ascomycota, Dothideomycetes, Pleosporales, Periconiaceae.